UAAAUAUAUAUAUGAAUAUCGUUUCGUGAUUUUGGGGCCAAAAAGGAUUUUCACUUUUAGAGGAGUCGCUGCGUCGACCGGCACAUGGAAAACUAGUUCAAGGCUGCCUGCCUCAACCUGUUGCGGUGCUCUUUAAACCGAACCGAUCUACAAAUCUAUCUGUCAACAGACGCUACAAUUGUUGCUGCCACAACUGUAAAAAUGGAGCUAACGUUGUCGCCAAAAGAAACGGAGGUGCGUCCCGAUACGAUACCGGACCUCAAGGUGGAUGCCACAUUCCGCAAGGUGCCCAAGCAUGCAAUAAGUUUUGCACUGUGGAAAAUCGAUGAGGAUCGGUUGGAGGCAGUGGCUCGCUCGCAAUAUGGUACCUUCUACGACAACUGUGCCUACAUCAUCUAUGCAGCCAACUUGGUGGGACACUAUGCCAACCACGAAACCAUCACACGCGAACAGAAGGCGAAUGUGCCGCUGGAGCGUUACAUUCACUACUGGCUGGGCAACAAUGUCACCGAACAGAAUCGCUCUAAUGUCGUCCACAAAAUCCAGGAGCUCGACUCCUAUCUGGGCAAUGUGGCGUCCAUUUAUCGCGAGUCGCAGAAUAAUGAGAGCGCUCGCUUUUUAUCCUACUUUAAGAAUGGCUAUGAUGUACGUUCCGGAGCCUUGGUCAAUCAGCCAGAGCAGACGAGUCUCUUUCAGUUGUAUGGGCGCAAAUGGUUGCGUGCCGUUGAGUUGGCCAACAUUGAUUGGACGCACUUCAAUUCGGAUUACAUAAUGGUGCUGCUUAUGGACACCAUUACAUUUGUAUGGAUCGGACGCGCCAGUGCCUCCAUCGAGCGUCGCAGCGCCUUGGCCUGGGUGCAAAGACAGCGCAAGGAUGAUGCUGCCACACUCUGCAUUGUGGACGAUGGCUACGAGCAAUCGAUGAGCGCCGAGCAGAAGCAGCUGUGGAACACGGUGUUGCCGCUGCAACAACGUAUAGUUUAUCAGACAACCAAGUCGGGUAGCGAUUGCAAUUACGAUUGCAACAGUAACAACAACAAUAAUAAGACCAACGGCAACAGCAGCAACAACAGCGACAACAGCAACAGCAGCAAUGGCAGCAAUAAAUUUCGCAUUUACAAAUGCAAUCAACGCGGACGUUUGCAUCUGGAUCAACUGGAUGUGGGCAUGCCCGGCAAGGAUGACCUGAGUGAUGCCCAUGGCGUCUAUUUGCUGGACAACUAUGGUCAGAGCAUUUGGCUGUGGGUCGGUGCGCAGGCAACCCAAGCGGAUGCCCUCACAGCCAUGGGCAAUGGACGUGCCUUUGUCAAGAAGAAGAAAUACCCGAAUAGCACUUUGGUGGUGCGCGUCCUCGAGGGCCACGAGCCCGUCGAGUUCAAGCGUCUCUUUGGCAACUGGCUGACCAUCUGGCAGGAUAAUACACGGGGCCACAAGCCCGUCUCCACCAAAUUUGGCAAAUUGGAUGCUGUGCUGCUGUGUGAGCGACCCAAAAUGGCUGCGGACACCCAACUGGUGGACGAUGGACGUGGCGAGCGCAUUAUCUAUCGCAUCUGUGGCGAUCAGUUUGAUCAGCUGCCAGACACCAAAGUUGUGGUUUUCACCACCAACGCCUCCUAUGUGGUCAAGUACACCAUUCAGUGCGCUACUGUUGUGCCUGCUGAUCUGGCUUCCGUGGGCAUAAAGAGCAUCAUCUAUCAGUGGAACGGUUCGGAGGCGUCAGCGGAAACAAUAGCCAAGGCCGACAGCUAUGCAAUGGCCAGUUUUGAGAAGUUGAACGGAGUGCCGAGCAUGUUUGUGCAACUAUACGAGUUCGAUGAGACGCCACACUUCUUGCAACUGUUCGAGGGCAAACUGAUCAUCAUGCGUGGGCAGCGAAGUGAGUUGCUGCACUCGAACAACAACAUGAGCUGGGACUUUAAGACGAACAUUAUGUUGGAGACAUUUCUGCUGAAGGUGUAUGGCGAUGCCAGCUAUAAUGGCAAAGCUGUCGAGGAGCAUCGGCUAUCAUCGAUUAGCUCCAAGGAUUGCUAUGCCAUCAAAACGAAUCAUGUGUGGGUCUGGUGCGGUCAGAGCAGCACUGGCGAUGCUCGAGAAAUGGCCAAGGCUGUGGGCGGUCUGCUGGGCGAGAGUUCGCUGGUUCUGGAGGGCAAGGAGAGCAAAGAGUUUUGGCAAUCGGUGGCCAUGUACUUCAAUCAGACGCUCGUCAUCAAUGGCCAAUCCUCGGCAAGCAGCACUACGAGCAGCAGCAGCAGCAGCGGCGCCGGCAGCAUGUGCAACGGCAGCAGCAAUGGUGGUGGCAACAUUUCACCCACAUUGAGCAAUAAUUGCUAUCUAAACACCACAGUGCCCCUCAAGCCACGCCCACCCGUCCAACUCUUUCUCGUCUGGUGGCAGCAAUCCCAGCUACGCUGCGAGGAGAUCUUGGGCUUUGAGCAACAGGAUCUGUGUGCGGAUUGCACUUAUAUCCUUGACACAGGCACCUUGGCCUAUGUCUGGCUCGGCUCGCGGGCGCUGAGUCAGGAGCGGGAGCGUUACAUAUCGAUUGCACAGUGCUAUGUGCAGAAUUCACCAUUUGGCAGACGAUCGGCGACCGCUUUGGCUGUUGUGCGACAAUAUGCCGAACCGAAUGUCUUCAAGGGCUUCUUUGAGACGUGGGACAAUGAGUGGGGCAAGAAUUUCCUUGGCUACGAUCAACUGCGUCAGAAACUGGGUAGCGUGGCGCCCAGCAAUUGCCUCAAACAGGACUCGGCUCUGCUGCUCAACAACAGCCAAAAGGAUUUCGAUGGACACAAGAAAUAUCCGUUGCCGGUGUUGGUGCAAGAAAUGGACAUGCUGCCACCCGAAAUUAAUCCGUUAAGGCGUGAGGUUCACCUCACGCAUGAUGAUUUUGUUGCCGUCUUUAAGAUGUCCUUUUAUGAGUUUGAUGAGCUGCCCAAGUGGAAAAAGCAGGAACUUAAAAAGCUCUACAAACUGUUUUGAGGCCAAUAUUGUGGAAUUGUUGAAACCUCUCACACACACCCAUACACACACACACACACUGUAUAUAAUACACUUCAAUUGGCUUUCUUUUACCUAGCUGGUAUAGUAAUAAAGCAGCGUUAGUUAUAUAUAUAUAUAUAUAUAUAAAAUAUUCCCCAUACU
Drosophila grimshawi is the source of this 3141-nucleotide messenger RNA. It is a transcript of the gene qua, whose product is annotated as villin-like protein quail. Gene Ontology annotation, biological process: barbed-end actin filament capping; actin filament severing; cytoskeleton organization. Lineage: Eukaryota; Metazoa; Arthropoda; Insecta; Diptera; Drosophilidae. Gene Ontology annotation, molecular function: actin filament binding; phosphatidylinositol-4,5-bisphosphate binding. The transcript is spliced from 7 exons. The coding region runs from base 202 to 2979 and encodes 925 amino acids. The record is from RefSeq and is a predicted model, not a curated record. Gene Ontology annotation, cellular component: actin cytoskeleton; cytoplasm.